This is a messenger RNA of Haliotis rufescens (red abalone), 1320 nucleotides long. RefSeq names its product A disintegrin and metalloproteinase with thrombospondin motifs 19-like. The transcript has 6 exons. The record is from RefSeq and is a predicted model, not a curated record. Bases 31 to 759 code for a protein of 242 amino acids. Lineage: Eukaryota; Metazoa; Mollusca; Gastropoda; Lepetellida; Haliotidae. Gene Ontology annotation, molecular function: metallopeptidase activity.
AAAAUUGCAGCACACGAGCUUGGACAUAGCAUGGGAUCUGGCCAUGAUGGGGAGAUCGGAUGUCAAGAUAACGACUUCUUCGUGAUGGCUGCAUUUGUCGUGUUGCCAAACCAAAUUCCGGGUACUUUGCUGGAUAACUUGUUCCGAUUUUCAACAUGCAGUAUUGCGAAGUUUGACAGCUUCUUGAGGUCUGCUGCCUGUACGCGGCAGAGUUCCAGUCUUCCCGCCUUCCACCUGGGAGGUUCUGAACAGCUCUUUGAUGCUGAUGAACAGUGUCGGUUGUUCUUGGGGCCAGCGUCAAGGUUUUGCAGGGAAGCAACAUCGCAACGUGUGGAUUGUUUUGAGAGCAUGUGCUCCUCACUCUUAUGUCUGAAUCCUGCAAGUCCAACGCAGUGCCGGGAGUUCCUUCCUUUCGACGAAACCGCCUGUGGUAAUGGAAAGUUUUGUGAAGCGGGAAGAUGUGUGUCGCACACGAGAGCGCUGGCGACUGUUGACGGGUGCCCCCAAGGAGAUGACCCAAGUACUCCAUGUGAAGCCUCUUUAUGCCCCACCUACAACGCUUGCACAAAGAACAUCCUGUGUUGUCAGACCUGUAAUGAACCAAAUAUUUGCCUACUUAAUACAACUACCAUCCACGACAACACCUACUCCGUCAACCACCAUCAUCACAAUCACAACUACCACAACUACAACUUCAAUAACGACUACGUUCACCACUACGACAUGCCAUGCUGUGACAAGACGGAAAGGCGCAGGUGAAGGCCAAAUAUACUUGUAUGACAACUACAACUCCCGAUAUGCACCAAGGUGUGUCCCAGUGCAGGAGACGCUUUGUACGAUGACAACUUACGCACAAUGUAAAAGAUAUGUAUAAGUCAUCUAAAUAUUGAACUUCUCUCUUUACCGAGUUGAACUGGCACCAAUGGCGUAUUCCACCAACGAACGUAUCCUCGUUCUUUACCAUAAUAGUUCAGGACAAAAUUAUACUUGAUAUAUGUAUAGCAUCCUGCUGAAAAUAGGGCUGCCCAAACUGACGUUCGCACGGAAAUGACGUCAUGCGCACAGAACCCUCGUGGAUGAGUUCAGGCAAGUUGAGCUGAGAAGGGGUGUGAAUGAAAUAGGAUGAAUGUUUGAUUAAACAUAUGCUCUGGAUCGUUGAUAAAGUGAGUGAGUGUGGUUUUAAACCGCUUCUACCAAUAUUCUAUCACGGCGAGGGACACCAGGAAUGGGCUUCAGACAUUGUACCCAUGUUAGGAAUCGAACCCGGGUUCUUCGGCGUGACGAGCGGGCACCAUGCUACCCGACUGCCCCCGUUGAUAG